AUGGAAGAAGACGCGAACACACAGCCCAGCCGUGACCAGCAGCAGAAUCAGAAGCAUCCACGGCCGUUCAUUGCUGCAAACUCAUCCACCUUGUUUAGGUUUUUUUCAACCGCUUCUUUGGCGGCGCGGGUCAAAAUAUUUUUCAGAAAUAUUUCUUCACAAAUGAUGAUUAGCAUCGCCAAGGAGGGUUUGGUGCUGUCUUGGCGACCCAUCCGGCUCUCUUGGCUGCGACGCAAUUUUUCGGAUAGUGCUGAAUUUCCUGUGAACCCAGAAUGGAGCAAACAACAGACGCUGUUGCGGAAACAGCGUUCGGCUAGACGAUCCUACAACGGCCACCAUCUUGCCAAGAGCAGCAUUGGAGACGCCGAACUUGAUAGUUUCGACGCCGACUGGGGUGACUUUACUGCAGAGGCCAAACAGUACUGGCAUGAGAACUCGCGGCCGUUGCAGGAACCCGAUUGGAUCGCCAGAUCUGAGCCCGCUGCGGAGACAGGCCCUGCGUGGCUAGACAAACUGCUUGGCGCGCACACACAGCUGCAGAACGAGACCCGAGUAAAACAGUUGCACGACUACUUCCAGCAUUUUGACGACGCAUAUUUCCAGAACAUAGAGCCCAAUAGAGCCAGCUUCUACCGGCAGGAAAUAACAGAGUACGGCAAGGCUUUGCGCAGGUACAAACAGCUGGACAUUGACGAGGCGCAGUUGCAGCACUUUAGCGAGCGGACGCUGCUGCUGAACCAUAUCACCGACCAUGCGCAAAUCACGGCAGCCAGAGCAGCUUUGCUAAGGGAAAAGAGCACGCACGCUUUGCCUGGCGACCUACGAGAGAAAAAUGGCCCCGUCGAGGCGAUCCAGAAAUGGUACGACUCGCUUCCGCUGCCGAAAUGCAGCCACGUCGGCCGCGACGACUUCGAGCUACUCGCUGCCGCCAUCAACCAGGCUCUGGCUCGAGAAUUGACGGAGCUGGCUCCAGAAACACUGCGCUGGAUCCGUCAUUUUUACUCGGAAAUGGUCAUCAGCCGCAUUCCGCUCACAGAGAUAGAAACACACAACUGGAUAAGACUCAAGUUGGCAUGUUCCGACGGCAAUGUCCUCGAUUUCCUUUCCCUCUAUCCGUAUAGAUUACAUGUCUCGCAUUUCAAUUUGCUGCUUCCAAACGCGGACCCGCAAACUGUUCUGUCACAAAUGAACAGGGCAAAUGUCAGGCCCGACAGAACGACAGUGGUCCAUCUGCUGGACCACUACGGCAACAAAGGCGACCUCAACAGCGUGCUCAACAUUAUAUUUUUCACGAUCCACGACUUACGACCCAACAUUGACUCACAGCUUAUAGAAUCUUUUAUAGGCGCCCUCAUCAAGGCCGGCGAAACCAAGCUGGCCCUCUUCAUACUUGUGCAAACGUGCCAUGUGUACGAAAUCAACCCGACGCUCGAAUCGCACGACACUCUUUCCGAAACACAGACCGUCAUUCUGGAUUAUCUGGUGUCCAAUUUCGUGCAUUUGCACCACGCCACGCUCCAGCAUUCAAUCAAGCCGACUGCGGCCAUGAUGAGACCGUUCCUCAAGGUGUACGACCCUGCCAGCCAGAAAGACGUUUUGGCCGCGCUCCUCCAGCUGGUGUACAAGUACGAUAUCGAACUAUAG
Ogataea haglerorum is the source of this 1644-nucleotide messenger RNA. RefSeq lists its product as uncharacterized. The coding region runs from base 1 to 1644 and encodes 547 amino acids. Lineage: Eukaryota; Fungi; Ascomycota; Pichiomycetes; Pichiales; Pichiaceae. The transcript has 2 exons. The record is from RefSeq and is a predicted model, not a curated record.